Cucurbitaria berberidis CBS 394.84 is the source of this 1395-nucleotide messenger RNA. RefSeq names its product alpha/beta-hydrolase. NCBI's taxonomy places the organism in Eukaryota, Fungi, Ascomycota, Dothideomycetes, Pleosporales, Cucurbitariaceae. The record is from RefSeq and is a predicted model, not a curated record. Gene Ontology annotation, biological process: proteolysis. The transcript is spliced from 5 exons. Bases 1 to 1395 code for a protein of 464 amino acids. Gene Ontology annotation, molecular function: peptidase activity.
AUGAUACAAGCAGCAAAGAUCCUCGAACAGAGAAGCCACUUGGCACCUGGCAAGCUCAAGAUAACAGAGCACUUCUUCGAAGUGCCUCGUGAUUAUGCCAACCCCACCUCAGGCACCAUCCAACUGUUCGCCCGCUCCGCCCUCAAGGCUGAAAAGCCCGCCGAUUACAGUCCAAAGGGCGAAAUCGAUGUCAAAAAGUCACAGUUGCCAUGGUUCAUCUACCUUCAAGGUGGUCCCGGCUUCGAAUGUGCCAGCCCACAGCACGUGUCCUGGACGCAAACCAUUCUAGAUAAAGGCUAUCAAGUGUUGAUGCUAGACCAACGCGGUACUGGGCUGUCGACGGCCAUCAGUCAAAGUAGUUUGCAAUUGCGAGGCGACGAGAAAGUUCAAGCGGAAUACAUGAAAUCCUUCCGUGCAGACAGCAUCGUAAAAGACUGCGAAGCCAUCCGUAAAGCCCUUACAGCAGAUUACCCCGAGGACAAGAAGAAAUGGUCAAUAAUGGGCCAAUCCUUCGGCGGCUUUUGCUGUACAACGUAUCUCUCUUUCUACCCUGAAGGCGUCAAGGAAGCGUUUCUUUUCGGUGGUUUACCGCCGCUGAGGAGUAAUCCGGAUGAGAUAUACACACGCCAAUACACGCGCGUCAAGCAAAGAAAUGAAGAGUACUACGCCAAAUAUCCCGAGGAUAUCGACCGUGUCAAACGAGUGAUUAAGCUGCUGAGCAGAUUCGGCGACACGACCGUCCGCGUCCAGGGCGGCGAAGGGUAUCUCAGCGCGAGGCGCUUCCAGCAGCUUGGACUCUUCUUCGGCGCGCACGGUGGUUUCGAUACUGUUCACAACCUUGUCCUUCGGGCUGACACAGAUCUCAGCCAAUUCGGACACCUGACGCGACCAACCGUGUUGGCGAUAGAGCAAGCGCAGAGCUGGGACACGAAUGUCAUCUACGCUUUGUUGCACGAGCCGCUGUAUUGCCAGGGAGAAGGCGAAGCAGCAAAUUGGUCGGCUGAGCGGCUGCUGAAGAACUUCCCGGAAUUCUCGUUGCAGCAUCUAGAUACCCAUAAGCCCGUCUUCUUCACAGGCGAGAUGAUCUAUCCCUUCAUGUUUGAAUGCUACCCCGAGCUCAUCAAGAUGAAGGCCGUGGGACAUCUACUCGCGGAAGAGAAGAAUUGGCCGAGACUCUACGACGAAGAGCAAUUGCGCAAAAAUGAAGUCCCCACGUAUGCAGCUGUAUACUUGGACGACAUGUACGUCGACUAUCAUCUGAGCAUGGAAACAGCAAGUACCAUCAAAGGGUGCAAGCCGUUUGUCACGAAUAUGAUGUACCAUAAUGCCAUUCGCGCGAAGACGGACGAUGUACUGAAGGAACUCUUUACCUUGAGAGAUGAUGUUAUGGACUAG